AUGGCGCACAUGGGCCUUUUGUUCAAGUCGGGUUGGUUUUCAAAGACAUUUUGGGGCAGCGUUGUGGGGAUUGUGGCUCUUGACAAAUAUGCGCGAUGGUCAUAUUCCAUCCCAGAUUACCACAACUACAAUACGACAUGCUGGCCGUACGCCCUUGAGCGCGCAAACCUUCGGCGGCACGGCAUUGACCCCGAUACUGUCGAUUUGACAGGCGAUAGCUCGUAA
Eimeria necatrix is the source of this 225-nucleotide messenger RNA. RefSeq lists its product as hypothetical. Bases 1 to 225 code for a protein of 74 amino acids. The record is from RefSeq and is a predicted model, not a curated record. Lineage: Eukaryota; Apicomplexa; Conoidasida; Eucoccidiorida; Eimeriidae. The transcript is spliced from 3 exons.